Messenger RNA from Trichechus manatus latirostris (Florida manatee), 3362 nucleotides. RefSeq names its product kinesin-like protein KIF28P. Gene Ontology annotation, biological process: microtubule-based movement. The record is from RefSeq and is a predicted model, not a curated record. Gene Ontology annotation, molecular function: ATP binding; microtubule motor activity; microtubule binding. NCBI's taxonomy places the organism in Eukaryota, Metazoa, Chordata, Mammalia, Sirenia, Trichechidae.
GAUGAGAAAAUGAUGAAAAUGCCUAUGCCAAGUAUUGACAGUGUGAAAGUAGCAGUACGAGUGCGGCCGUUUAGUCAGAGAGAGAAGAAUUCUGGGAGCAAAUGUGUGAUUUCCAUGCAUUCCAGGACCACUACCACUAUACAGGACCCCAAGAAUCCAGAGCGUGUGAGGAUAUUCACUUUUGACCUGGCCUAUUGGUCUCACAAUGGAUUUCAAAGGGAUAAAGAUGGUGUACUAGCUGACCCUAGCAGUAACUUUGCAGGCCAGAGAGAUGUUUUCCACGAUCUUGGCAGGGGAAUUCUGGACAAUGCCUGGCAAGGCUAUAAUGCUGCCCUCCUGGCAUAUGGUCAAACUGGCUCUGGAAAAAGCUAUUCCAUGAUUGGAUUUGGUGCAAACAAGGGUAUUGUUCCAAAUGCACGUGAAGAGCUCUUUCAAGCAAUUGAGAACCGGGAGAAAAAUCAAGAAUACCAGGUUACAUUCAGCAUGCUGGAAAUUCACAAUGAGGAGGUAAGAGAUUUGCUGUCUAGAACCAAGAAACCUGGUGGGCUAAAAGUAACGGAAGAUGAACAGCUGGGCUUUUAUGUGGAUGGUCUGAAAUCAGUGCCUUGCGAGAGCUAUGCACAAAUUGAAAGGCUGAUGGAGCAAGGAACAAAAAUAAGGACAACAGCUUCAACCAACAUGAAUGCCAGCAGCAGCCGAUCCCAUAUGGUCAUCACCAUUCAGUUCAAGCAGAUUUUCCUAGACAGAGACCUCACCAAACAAUCCAGUAUUAAUUUGGUGGACUUAGCAGGAAGUGAAAGGCAGAAAUCUUCAGGAUCUGAAGGGGACAGACUACGGGAAGGAUCACGGUUAAGUUUAACCAGUUUAGGAAAUGUUAUCAGUGCUCUGGCUGAUGCCACCAUGGGGAAGAAAGUCUUGUACAUCCCCUACAGAGAUUCCGUUCUCACCAAACUGCUCCAGUCAGCUCUGGGUGGCAACAGCAGAACUACUUUGAUAGCAGCCAUAAGUCCAGCUGACAUCCGCUGUGAGGAAACUUUAUCAACAUUGAAAUACGCUGAAAGAGCUAAAAAUAUCCAGAACAGAGCAGUGGUGAACACCUGCAAGCUGAUGAGAGAGUCAAGGACAGAGAACAACAAACUGCUGCUCGGCUAUGGAAACUCCAGAAUGGUAGAGCAGCCAGCAUAUUUCCUGGCAGAAAACCAGUGUGGGACUCCCACUACCCAGAUGAGCUGGGCACACCAGCUGGGCCAGGCUCGGGAAGAGUGGGGGCAGCAGUUCAUGGCCAUUGCCCAGGAGUGGCAGAUGAUGAAGACCCUCCCUCACCUCCUCAAUGUCAACGAGGACCCCCAGCUCACCAGAGUGCUCAAAUACUUCAUUCACACUGGUUCAUGUGAUGCUGGUCAGGCUGCUUCAAAUACUAUUACCCUUCAAGGUUUGGGAAUUUUGGACAAACAUGCUUCCUUCACAAAUUUGGAUGGUAAAGUGACAGUAACUCCGUACAGCAAAUGCAAGGUUGUCGUUAAUGGGGUGUCAAUCACUACGAAGACAAAGCUGUAGCAUUUGGACCGCAUUAUUUUGGGAUCCAACAGUGCCUACCUCUACAUCGGGUUUCCUUCUGAGCGAGGCAGUGAGCGCUUGAGCAGAUUUGACUAUGACUUUUUCCAGCUGGAAAGAGCAGCUGUGGAGGGUGUGAGUGUGGACAAGCUUGGUUCCACAAACAGCGGAGACGGGAAGGCAGACCCGAGUGUCCUGGCUGUGUUCCAGGAUUACAUCAAACUGAUGCCCCUCAUUGCAGAAGCAAAUCAAAUGAGUGAAGAGCUGAAGAAGGGACUUAAAAUGGAGUUGAAAGUGAAGAAUUUGGCGUCGUCAGAUUCCAGGGACUAUGACCUACAGAAGGAGGUCAUGGUGAAGGUGACCAGCCAGAGGACUCAUGAGGUUUGGAUAUGGUCAAAGGCCAAGUUUAUCAGUAGGAAAUUCCUGAUGGAGGAACGCUACCAGCGCUUUCUAGAUGGAGGAGACAGCCACGUGGCUCAAGAAGUCAAUCCUUUCUGGGAUCCUGUUGAGGUUGUGCACCUGGGCUCAGCUCACAUCUGGCUCCAGUCGCUUGCCUACUGCAUGAAGUUCGAGAAGCAAGUGGAGUUUCUGAACUGUGACAGGCUGGAGGAGGCCAUGUUGCAUAUCCACAUAACUCCCUGCUCGGCGACUGGACAAGCACAGGGUGAGGAGGACGUGGUGAUUGACCCCUUGGAGUUGCUGGGCAAGAGGAUCGAUUUCCAGAUUCACAUUGUCCGGUGCCUCGGCAUCAAGUUGCUGAAGGAAGAUGCAAAUAGGGGCAUCCAGGUUGGGUACAGCCUAAUUUAUGAUCUUCCAAAUACUUUAUACACCAAGCCUGUAGGGAAAAUUGUGAAUCCCCAAAUUGAAGAGACUGUCCAAUCUGCAGCCUUAAAUGCAUCUCAGGAAUUUCUGAAUUAUUUACAGACUCUCAUUGUUGAUUUAUGGGGCCUUCAAGAAGGCUGUGCUGAACUGAGCUGCUCUCCACAGGACCUCAUGGUCACAGGUGAAGGCCACAUCAUGGUGGACACCAAGAAAACUACUGUGAUGGGUACAGGCCAGACUACAUCAAAUCAGGUAUCAGAACUUUACCUGAAGCUGCUCAAGUUAGAACAGGAGAUAGAACUGCUCAGAAACAUUAACAGGGCCCUAAGAGAGGAAAAUGUGCUUCUCAAAGAAUCACUGGUGAAAACUGGUUCUGGUCAACAAGGUGAGCAGCUGCUCAAUACCCUGAAGAUAACUGGGAUGGCAGCACAAUUGCCAUCGGUCAAAGACAUUUAUCAAAUGUGUGCUCAGCGAGCCAGCUACGAUGGAGAACUUGCCAAAGCUCUCAAGGUGUUCUACCAAAGCAUGAACGGGGCCAGAGGGCAGUUUCUCAGGCUGGGGCAUUAUACGCCUCCUGACGAUGAUCAAAUGCUUCGACCAUUUAUACACCAACGGUCACAAAUGUUAAAGAACUUUGGGGACCUACUGGAAUCCAGCUUGUGGAAACUGAAAAAUGAUGUUGCUCGUAUAGUGAAAAAUAAGAGAGAAUGUUUAUUGCAUAUCAAAUAGUGAGGAUACCCCAACUGAAAGCUGAAAAUGUAAGCUUUGAGUCAUGAAGAUUAUAUGUAUACCUACUGGGCUUAAUUAACUUGGCUGCGAAAGAUGAAUUGUGGACUCAACUUAUUUCAACUCAUUUCCCACUUACUCAACCCAUUCCUUCUAUCAUUUUUAAGCAAUACUCCUCUCCCUCAAUUUGAUUUAAAAUCAUAUAAACAUGAAUACAUUGGGGUAAGGGGUAUAUGGGAACUCUGUACUUUCUGCACAAU